Messenger RNA from Catharus ustulatus (Swainson's thrush), 1526 nucleotides. RefSeq names its product MTOR associated protein, LST8 homolog (gene MLST8). Gene Ontology annotation, biological process: TOR signaling; regulation of actin cytoskeleton organization. Gene Ontology annotation, cellular component: TORC2 complex; TORC1 complex. The coding region runs from base 175 to 1155 and encodes 326 amino acids. Gene Ontology annotation, molecular function: protein binding. The record is from RefSeq and is a predicted model, not a curated record. Lineage: Eukaryota; Metazoa; Chordata; Aves; Passeriformes; Turdidae. The transcript has 8 exons.
GGACAGGGACCGUGAGGGAACCGGGACAGGGACCGGGGCUGGGACCGGGGGGACACGGGGUGAGGGAGACCCGCGGGCCGAGCCGAGACCCCGCGGCGUGAGAGAGACCCUGCAGGCUUUAGGGAGUCCCCCCGAGCGCGGGCGGGGCGCGGCGGCUCCGGGAGCGGCGGCACCAUGAACGCGGCGCAGGGCACGGUGGGCAGCGACCCGGUCAUCCUGGCCACGGCCGGCUACGACCACACGGUGCGGUUCUGGCAGGCGCACAGCGGCAUCUGCACCCGCACGGUGCAGCACCAGGACUCCCAGGUGAACGCGCUGGAGAUCACCCCGGACCGCAGCAUGAUCGCAGCGGCAGGGUACCAGCACAUCCGCAUGUACGACCUCAACUCCAACAACCCCAACCCCGUCAUCAACUACGACGGCGUGAGCAAGAACAUCACCUCGGUGGGGUUCCACGAGGACGGCCGCUGGAUGUACACGGGCGGCGAGGACUGCAUGGCCCGCAUCUGGGACCUCAGGUCCCGUAACCUGCAGUGCCAGCGCAUUUUCCAGGUGAACGCUCCCAUCAACUGCGUCUGCCUGCACCCCAACCAGGCAGAGCUGAUCGUGGGUGACCAGAGUGGGGCCAUCCACAUCUGGGACCUGAAGACUGACCACAACGAGCAGCUGAUCCCCGAGCCCGAGGUGUCGGUGAACUCGGUGCACAUCGACCCCGACGCCAGCUACAUGGCAGCUGUCAACAGCUCGGGAAACUGCUACGUGUGGAACCUGACGGGUGGAAUCGGUGAGGAGGUGACGCAGCUGAUCCCCAAGACCAAGAUCCCGGCGCACAACCGCUACGCCCUGCAGUGCAAGUUCAGCCCCGACUCCACGCUCUUGGCCACCUGUUCUGCAGAUCAGACGUGCAAGAUCUGGAGGACUUCAAACUUCUCUCUGAUGACAGAGCUGAGCAUUAAGAGCAACAACCCUGGGGAGACGUCCCGGGGCUGGAUGUGGGACUGUGCCUUCUCUGGGGACUCCCAGUACAUUGUCACAGCCUCCUCUGAUAACCUGGCCAGACUGUGGUGUGUGGAGACAGGAGAGAUCAAGAGGGAGUACAGUGGCCACCAGAAGGCCGUGGUGUGCCUGGCCUUCAAUGACAGCGUGUUGGGAUAACGGGCACGUGUGACAAGCACAGGACCUCUGCUUGUUUCCCCUUGCCUUGCCAGACCCUCUCCAGAGCCUGGGACAUGCACUGUACCCUCCCCUCCCACCUGGAGAGGGCUGGGGCUGUGACAGGAGCAGCUGCAGCUGCCUGGGGUGAGACCAGGCAGGCAGGACAUUGCUGAAAUGUGUGUGGCCUCUGAGGGAGGGAAUGGGAGAGGGAGGCACGAUCCCACUGCAGGGACACAGGUACAGUUCAGCUGCAGGAAUCCCUGGGGCAUCGACUGCUGACAGCUUUGGAUGUUCUUGUACCCCAGAGUGGGAAAAGAAAUAAAAGUCAGCCUUUGCAAAUGAUGGGAGAGGCUGAGCAAAGAGGAGAAGCA